GUUGACAGGGACAGAUGGAACGAAAAAGAGGGCUUUCCGAAGCUGUCGCCACGUGCCAAGCAGACAGAAGGCCGACGUUUGCGGGUGUCAAGCCCCCCUCUCUGGCUAAAAAAUCCACAGAAAGAAGCAGCUAACGCGCAAAACCAGCUGCGUUCAGAGAGCCAGACUGGAGGUACUCCGAAGAGGUCAAUCGGAACCUAUGACCGCGGUAUCGGCCAGGAUAUGGCCAAGAAUGCUCGCAGUUCGUCCAAUCAGGCUAGUAACUCAAAAGUUCAUGGACAAGCGGAGGAACCUCAGUUUCGCUCUUUGCAUGGCGCACGAGAGACCGACAAGUACAUCAACGCUGGCACGUGGCCUGUAUCAAGCUCUGUUCCAGGAUCUUUUGAGGGUGAACAGAGAGUUCGCACAAGAACCGAAGUCUACCCGAAUCAUACCCGUGCGCUCAAGCGGGGGCGAGAUGAGGUCGGAGACGGCUCUGCGGGAAAGGCACAGCCCUCUCUCGAGAAGCAACGUGCAGAAGCCUCACGCGCCAUGCAGGACCGAUCUGGCGCUAGGAGGUUUGAAAAGGCCAAGUCGCCAGGCACACCAAAUACAUAUGAGCGGCCUGUCGCAGACAUUGAAGCGGACGUGUGCGGCAGGUUUGAGAGGUUGCGGGCCAGUCUUGCAGAGAUAGAAGGUGAAAAGCCUGGGGAGCUGCCAUUGUUCACAAGCACCCAUGUCUCGGAUGUUGAGGCUCAGCGGCCAACACCACAUGCUGUGGGGGAGCAUACAUGCGAGUGGAGGGAAAAGUACUCCAUCUUGGCUACGGAAAUACGCUCACUUAGAGCUGAGCUUUCGUCCCGCACUGCUCUGAGACAAUCGGUGGCCGCUGCUUCGGCAGAUCAAACAGUGAGACUGGAGAACGGAGACCUGGGCAUCGAAGGUGUCACCAUUGUCAUGCAUAUCCGUAGCAAGGACGAUCUGGUCAUAAACACAGAUCUCAGCUGAAGUGGAACAGAGCGCGCGCCGUCCCUGAGGAGACUGUAUCUACAGGCGAAUAGCACAAUGCUGUUCUCAGGCCACUGAUGAACCUGUAUCAAUAACUCUCACU
Messenger RNA from Microdochium trichocladiopsis, 1090 nucleotides. RefSeq lists its product as uncharacterized. Lineage: Eukaryota; Fungi; Ascomycota; Sordariomycetes; Xylariales; Microdochiaceae. The record is from RefSeq and is a predicted model, not a curated record. Bases 223 to 987 code for a protein of 254 amino acids. The transcript has a single exon.